Messenger RNA from Aspergillus puulaauensis, 4434 nucleotides. RefSeq names its product putative SNF2 family helicase/ATPase. The transcript has 5 exons. Gene Ontology annotation, molecular function: ATP-dependent chromatin remodeler activity; ATP binding; ubiquitin protein ligase activity. Gene Ontology annotation, biological process: protein polyubiquitination; DNA damage response. Gene Ontology annotation, cellular component: nucleus. Lineage: Eukaryota; Fungi; Ascomycota; Eurotiomycetes; Eurotiales; Aspergillaceae. The record is from RefSeq and is a predicted model, not a curated record. Bases 1 to 4434 code for a protein of 1477 amino acids.
AUGGCUGCGGUGCGGGCGGCAGCUUUCUAUCCAGGCGCGGUCCCUGAUACUUUGGCGCAAGCCUUCAUGCGCCAUAGGAAAGUUCAAAGCGAUGGCCCUCUUAAUAAACGUCGCAAACUUACCUCAAAGGCUCGCAGCUUACGGGACACAAGUGGCAUGUCCCCGUCACAUAUUCCAAACGGUUAUAUUCCUCUCGUCCGAUGUUAUUUGCAAUUGGAAUUUGCUCAUGAAGACCCCGCUCUCAGCGAGUGGAGCAACUCAGCUGUCACUGAUGACAGCUUGCCUGUCAUUAUUAAAAUCACUAGACCGGGCCCGUUCGAGACAGAAGGUUAUAAGGACUAUGUGGUAAUAGAGCUAGAGACGACUCAAGAGCGUGAAACUAUCUUUAUUGACUCGCUCAGUGAUCCUGAUAUUGUUAACCUUGGCAAACAUUUGGCGGUCGCGAGCGGACUCAUAUGUGCGGACCGCUACCACACAGCUAGACUGCCAACCGUGUGCUACCAGUCUACUCUCCAGUACCUUGCAAAUCGCAAGUCAUUUCGCCUCGAAACCGUUAUCUUAUGGAAAGACUCUCUUGAUAUUACCGACUACCAGAAAUUGCCUGAGUCUGCCUCGAGGGCAUUUUCUAGUUACGUGUUGCGGGAGGAAGGGGAAUACGGCCCAUAUUCCAGACACGGGGUUGCAGCGGGGAAUGGCUGGACCCCGGGGGAUUUCUACAGUAACGUCCAUGUACCCCCGGACACUCCUUCUCUCUCUGCACCUGUCAAAUGCGACAUGGUAGAGUGCGAGCUUUUCCCGUUCCAACGGCGUGCAGUGCGAUGGCUUCUAAACAGAGAAGGGAAGACGCUGAGUUCCGAGGGGGAGGUGGUACCAUUCAAAAAUGCAUCGAAAAAUGACCUGCCGGAAUCUUUCCAGCAGUUUACCGAUGUCGAUGGGGAGACUUGCUAUGCUAGCCAUCUAUAUAUGAUUGUCACAAGAGAUCUUUCUAGAUGGUACAAUGUGAACGAUCACCUUAAGGGUGGAAUACUGGCUGAGGAAAUGGGGCUAGGGAAAACCGUUGAGAUGAUCACUUUAAUGUGCUUGAAUCGCCGGGUACUGCGUCCCGAAGAAACGUUUGCUGGAGUUGGAACUGACGGUCUGAGACCAUCUGGGGCUACCUUGAUCAUAACCCCACCCGUGAUUCUGGAACAGUGGAAGCAGGAGAUUGAACUACAUGCUCCGAGUCUACAGGUUUUCCAUUAUACAGGCAUCCAACGGCAUCAGGCAUUGUCAGACCAGGAGCUACUUGAGCUCAUGGCUGAUAAUGAUGUUGUCCUUACAACAUACAAUGUACUUGCACGCGAAAUUCACUAUGCUGGAACGGCUCCUAAAAGAAACCUCCGGCAUGAGAAAAGAUUUGAACCCAGGAAAUCGCCACUGGUGAAAAUUUCGUGGUGGCGGGUAUGCUUAGAUGAAGCCCAAAUGAUCGAGAGUGGUGUAAGUAAUGCUGCAAAGGUUGCCAGACUCAUUCCUCGUCAGAUCGCAUGGGCCGUGACCGGAACGCCCCUUCGAAAAGAUAUCACCGACCUACUUGGACUUUUACUUUUUCUUCAAUACGAACCAUUUUGCGGUCCCAUUUGGAAAAGGCUAUAUGUGGUGUCCAAACCUGUUUUGGCACGAAUCGUGAAUACGAUUACUUUGAGACACAGCAAAGACCUCAUCCGAAAUGAGUUGCAUUUACCACCUCAAAAGAGAGUUGUUAUUACAGUUCCAUUUACUGCGGUGGAAGAGCAAAGCUAUAGACAGCUGUACGAGGAAAUGUGCGAGGACUGCGGGCUCGAUAUCGCGGGGUCUCCCAAGAGUGACUAUUGGGACCCGAACGAUCCCUCGGUUAUAGAAAGAAUGCGAAGCUGGCUUGUCCGGCUUCGACAAUCGUGUCUCUAUACAGCGGGGAACCGUCGCAGGGGAUUUGCUACUGUCAACGGCCCUCUGCGAUCUGUGAAUGAGGUGUUGGAGGUGAUGAUCGAUCAAAACGACGCGCUGGUACACGCAGAGGAGCGCGCUCUUCUACUUUCACAGCUUCGGCGUGGCCAGCUACUCGAAAAUGCUAAGCGCAAGCGUGAGGCUCUUGAUCUUUGGAAAUCAUCCUUGGACCACGCUAGCCAAAUUGUUCAGCAGUGCCGGGAAAGGCUACAAUUAGAAAGAAAGAAGCAGCCAACGCCUCUCACUAAUGGAGCACGGGAUGACAGAUCGUCAUUGAGUGGCGAUGAAGGCGAAGAGGUUGAGAAAAACACUCGACUUCAUGGAUUCCGUCAAAGGUUACGUGCGGCGCUCGAAGUUGAACAUAUUUCCAUCUUCUUCACUGGAAACGCAUAUUAUCAGAUAAAAUCUGAUCCUGAGCUUACGAAGGCAGAUUCCGAGGAGUUCCAGUCGCUGACAAAAUUGGAAGAGGAAGCUUACGCUAAAGCUAAAUUAAUUCGACAAGAAAUGCUAACUGAUAUCUCCCAGAAAGCCAAAAGCUCCGUAAAAAGGGUCAAAGAGAAAUCUGCGAAGGGAGAUUUCGUGGCAAUAUUGAAGAUGAAACCUGAGUUCUACAGCAAAGGCCUUGAAUCUCGUCGAGUGUUUGAACGACUCGAGGAAUUGUGCGAUAUAAUGAAUGAGCAUGCUGCCCAAUACGAUGCGUGGCGCCAAAAGAUGGUCGAACUAGUUUCACAAGCACUCAUUGACCAAGAAGACGAAUCUGAACUCGAGGGCAACGAAUAUGAGAAGUCCACAAAGAACCAGGAUGAGAUGUAUGUCUACAUGGAAGCACUCCGUGCAUUAUUUGCCGAUCGCCAUGAUGCUUUGACUGGGCAAAAGAACGUUCUCAUUGCCCAUGAAGUAAAGGGGGCAAUUUCCCAAGCGCAAAAGGGAGAGGGUCCUUCUCCGAAAUUAUACAUCGAGGUUAUGGGAAAACGAAGUGAAUUGAAGCCUGGUCCAGACCUUGGUUCCCUUCGGGGGAUUAUUACUGAGCUUCGCAGCCUUGGAAGCUCACUUGAAUGGCAAGCAAAUGGAGGAAGCUCCAGAGCUCGCGCUGAACUUGAAAUUCUCACCUCGGUCCUCAAGAACGUUGUCCACAUGUCUUCCGAACAAACAAAGAUUGCGUCCAACUUAGAGAGGGAAGUAGAAAUGUUUAGAGACACUAUGAAUCAUCGACUCGAGUACUACCGCCAGCUACAGCAAAUUUCGGAUACUGUGGCACCAUAUGACGAAGAAAGUGCUGGAAAGCCCCUCGAUCACAAGCUUUUCAACACGAAACUCGAGCAAGAAGAGGAAAUCGAUGAGAAAAUAUCAUCUUUGAAAGCGAAGGGCCGCUAUUUCAUCCACUUGCGAGACGAGUCGGGCCCAGACGAGAACUCAAAAAUCUGCAUUAUAUGCCAAGGUCCCUUUGAGAUUGGUGUUUUAACGGUCUGCGGUCACAAGUAUUGCAAAGAUUGUUUACGCUUGUGGUGGCACCAGCACCGCACUUGUCCAGUUUGCAAGAAGCGUUUAAAAGCCAACGACUUCUACCAGAUCACUUAUAAACCCCAAGAGUUUGUGGUUCAGGAGGAGAAGUCGACACCGAAUAUCGAGCUCGAUGGACACUCAAAUAAUUCUAUCUACACAAAUAUCGGCUCUGGGACUCUGCACGAAAUCAAGAAUAUCGACCUAAAAGACUCCUUCGGUACCAAAAUCGACACGCUAGCUCGCCAUAUCUUGUGGCUACGGGAACACGACCCUGGCGCUCAGUCCAUUGUGUUUUCCCAAUACAAGAGUUUUUUGGACUAUCUUGGAAAUGCGUUUAGGCGUUUCAAGAUCGGAUAUAGUAGCGUCGAUGAAUCUGACGGGAUAGAAAAAUUCAAAAAAGACCCUGCGAUUGAAUGCUUUCUUCUGCAUGCAAAGGCGCAUUCAUCGGGCCUUAACUUGGUCAAUGCAACCCACGUCUUUCUCUGCGAGCCUCUCAUAAACACAGCAAUCGAACUCCAAGCUAUUGCGCGAGUGCAUCGUAUUGGCCAACAUCGACCAACCACUGUCUGGAUGUACCUUGUCUCUGAUACCGUUGAAGAGUCAAUUUACGACAUCUCAGUGUCUCGUCGCUUAGAUCAUAUUAUUCAGAAAGAACGGGAACAAAAUACUAGUUCAGCUGCGUCGGUGGACAAGGGUCCCAGCGGAGCUGUCAUUGAAAACAUUACUGAGGCAGCUAUCGACUCCGCAAACUCUCUGGAGAUGCAAGACGCACCGCUGGCCAAGUUGAUGGAAGGUGGUGCGUUUGGAGGCGAGCUAGUUAAGAAGGACGAUCUAUGGCAGUGCCUUUUCGGCAACCCGAGGCAGGAAAAAGCUACAAACGGCCCUAUGAGCGCUGGUAGUGACGUUGCGAGGUUUUUGAGAGCAGAGGCAGCAGAGCAGAGGAUAUUAUCUUCCAAAGGACAUGAAUGA